This is a messenger RNA of Penaeus chinensis, 857 nucleotides long. RefSeq lists its product as uncharacterized. Bases 1 to 621 code for a protein of 206 amino acids. The transcript is spliced from 5 exons. Lineage: Eukaryota; Metazoa; Arthropoda; Malacostraca; Decapoda; Penaeidae. The record is from RefSeq and is a predicted model, not a curated record.
AUGUGGUCGUUUGUUGUGCUGACGGUGGCGCUGACGGCGGUGACGGCGGUGGAACUGAAGGAGGCUGUGGCGGAGGCCGAGGCGGAGGCGAGAUACAUCUAUAUCAACGCCGAGGCUCCGAUCACCAUAGCCGCCCUUCUGAACGUCCCGAUCUCCCUGGCUCUCCCGUCCCUCAACCUGCUGCGCGGGAGGUCCUUCUCGACUUCCUGGAGAGCCGAGGAGGAGCUUCAGGGUGACUUUGAGGACCUCUUCGAUGACCCACACUACCUGGUGGAGGCCAACAAGCUCCGGGCUUAUUUCUCUUACCUCAAGUUGGAGAACGAGAAGUGUCGACAGAAGUUCCUGUGCGAGUUGGCGACGGACCCUGAGGCUUUCUUCCCAGCUUCUGACAUCUUCCUCAAGGAGCUGCAGCCCUCUCACGGCCCGAUCAAGGAGGACGCCAAGAACCGCUUCUGGCUGUACCAAGAGGCGUCCCGCGCCGGUCUCAUGGGCGGCCGCGGGGAGUGCGUCCGUCUUUUCCCCACCUGCAGGACGUCCAUCACGGACAUCAUCAACACCAGCGUCCUCAAAGUGUGGCAGUUCAUCGGAAGGAAACUCAACAUCAGCUUCACCGAUAAUUAGGGUCGUCUCCCGUUGACUCUUAUAUUGCAUUCAUUUAUAUUUUACAAACCGAUGGAAGCUUGAAUCUAUUUUUUUUUUUGUUUUGUUUUGUUUACAUAAAAACUUUAUGAACUUCAUCAUCCACCUCCUGUAGAUGUAUUUUUUAUGAAGUUCUUAUAAAGUAUUUCCUUCUAGUUCAAGGCAUUUUAAAAAAUAGUGCAAAUGUGUACUAGUAAGUCAUUACGUAAAAUCAUCAA